AUGUCUCCGCUUCAGCUAUCCGUUUUCUGGCGUGUGUCGCUCGCCUUCUUCUUCAACUCGUUCCUCUUCUUCCUCGACAUUUUCUUGGACGUGGUGGUGGACGCGAAGUGUCAUGCCGGCAACGUCACUAGCCAAUCGGGAACCAAACGCGGAAGUAUGCUCCCGCGAAACCAAUCAGAAGUCGAGGAUCUUUUGGGAGACGAAUCUGAUUGGGUGACUAAAAGCGGCGACCGAGACUCAGUGUGUGGCUGGUCUUCAUGGUUGACCUACGGCCAAACGGUCUACAUGGUGGGUCUACUGCUUGGAUCGCUGGUGGGCGGAGCUCUGUCUGACAGGUACGGGAAGUGUCUGGUGCUGCUGUCCAGCGUGUACGUGCAGGCUGCGUGCGGCCUGUUGCCCGCCGUUCUCCCUCAACCGUUUCUCUUCCUUGCCGUUCGUUGCCUGGCGGGCGUUUGCUGCUGCUGCAUCAACAACUGCUCCUUCAGUCUGGCUGUGGAGUGGACCGCCCCCUCCGCCCGCCUCUGGCCGACCGCCUUUUUGGGCUUCUGCUUCAGUCUCGGGACAAUGGCCGGAGCUCUGCUGGCCUGGCUUAGUCCCACUUGGACACAGCUUCACCUGUCUCUCGCUCUGCCCCAGUUCAUCUGCCUGCCACUCUACCGUUCACUUGCAGAGUCUCCCAGCUGGUUGGCGUUAAUGGGGAGGACCGAUGUUCUGUUCCGCUACCGGGCGGGAAAUUCGGCCGACAAACAGUGUGUGGACAUGCUCCUGGGAUCAAACGUGGCGGAGAAGCAGAAAGCCGCCGAGGCUCAGAAAGGUCAAACGACAAGUGGCCUGCUCCCCUUCAAACAUCCCACGGUCCUGCUGCGGCUGUCCGUCAUGAGCUAUCUGGGUGCUGCGACGGCGUUGACAUACUACGGCAUCUGUAUGAACAUCGGCUCCUUCGGCGUGAACGUCUACUUGGCCCAGUUCUUCUCCGGCCUUUCCGAGACUCCCUGCCUGCUCAUCCCGCUGGUCCGCCUGGAUCGGCGUCCCAGCAGCAUGCUGACUCUGUUUCUGAGCGGCGCCGCCUGCUUUCUGUCUUUGCUGCUCUCCAGACAACAAUGUGACGCAAUGCUCGUGAUGAGCUUGGCACUGCUGGGCAAAUUCUGCAUCAUAGCCACAAUCUUCAUCUUCAGUCUGUAUAGCAUUGAGCUGUUUCCCACCGUGGUCAGGCAGCGUUGCAUGUCACUGGUCAACUUGUGGUUCCGGCUCGGUUGUCUGGUGAGCACUCUGUUCCCGCCCGACCCUGAGGGAGCCAUCUCGCUGGCCGCCAUGCUCCUCUACGGCGGCGGGCCAAUCAUUGGCUGCGGAUUGUGUCUACUGCUUCCGGAGACCAUCGGCAUCCCGCUUCCUGACUCUGUGGACGACUGUCUCAGGGCAACGCAACACCCCGUCAAAAGGCCGAGGAAGCUGCAAAGCCAGAUGGCUGUCGUUGGCGGAUCAGAGUGAAGGCGCAAACACACAACAGCU
Molecule: messenger RNA, 1509 nt
Organism: Hippocampus zosterae (dwarf seahorse)
Lineage: Eukaryota; Metazoa; Chordata; Actinopteri; Syngnathiformes; Syngnathidae
Product: solute carrier family 22 member 6
Exons: 10
Coding region: 1-1488 (495 amino acids)
Biological process (GO): transmembrane transport
Molecular function (GO): transmembrane transporter activity
Source: RefSeq, a predicted model, not a curated record